Molecule: messenger RNA, 1735 nt
Organism: Monopterus albus (swamp eel)
Lineage: Eukaryota; Metazoa; Chordata; Actinopteri; Synbranchiformes; Synbranchidae
Gene: nkap
Product: NFKB activating protein
Exons: 8
Coding region: 190-1419 (409 amino acids)
Biological process (GO): regulation of gene expression
Cellular component (GO): nucleus
Molecular function (GO): chromatin binding
Source: RefSeq, a predicted model, not a curated record
AAUCGGAUUCUAUUUGGGGACGGACGCAUCGCUUCCUGUUAUUGGUCGCUUUGCUUGCGUACUAUAGAAAAGAAGAGUAACAUGAACAGGGCAAUUAGAUUGUUCUUUUCUUAGUCUACUUCAAAAUACAUUUUUAAAAUAUUGUAUAUAUCCCGUAGUUUAGUUGUGAGUCUAAAGCAGUCCGUGGAUAUGUCUCUCUCUGAUCGUUCGAGCUCUGACGGCGGCGGGUCUCGUAGUCCUCGAGUCCGGAGACCCCGGUCUCGUUCUCGCAGCCGCAACCGCAGUGAUAGCCACGAGGGGAGCCUGUCACCGGAUAGCUUCGGGCCCAAACUCCCAAAGCCGCGGAACAAAGAGAGGGAACGCGAGGAACGGGAGCGCCGAUUCCGAGAAGCGAGAAACAUUAGGCGGAUCCGCAUAGGCAGUCCCCGCCGUAGUCGGUCACGAUCCCGGUCCAGAGAGCGCCAUAACAACAGCACCAGCAGCAGCCAUAAUCACAGCCACUGGUCCGAACAGCGGGACGCUUCUGGAAAACACAGCAGUUCCAAAGAUGAAUACUACUACGAACAGCAGAGGGACGAUGCUCAAAGACAGAGACAAGAGGCUUUUAUUGCCAGGCGUCUGCAAGAGAGGGAGAGGAUUGGUGAGUUGGGCUGCCCUGAAGUUUGGGGAUAUUCACCAAGAGUGAAAGAGCCAGACUCUGAUGAAUUCACACCAGUUGAAGAAGAUGAAAAAAACAGCAGUUCAGAAUCGAGCUCAGAAGAGGAAAAGAAGAAGAAAAAGAAGAAGAAGAAAUCCAAGAAGAGAAAGAACAAAAAACAUUCAGAAGACAGCGAGCUAGAAUCAGAUUCAGAUGAAGAAGAAAUAAAGAAGAAGAAGAAAAAGAAAAAGAAGAGCAAAAAGUCCAAGAAGUCCAAGAAGAAGAAGGCGAAGAAGAGCCGUAAGGAGUCCAGCGACUCCAGCAGUGAAGAGUCAGAGGAGGAAGAGGUGGAGGAUCCCAGCACGGUGAUGUGGGUGGAGAAAACCUGCAUGGAUGAGCACAUGGUCGGCCCUGAAGCUCCACUCACGCACAUGUCCCAGGACAACAAGCCUUUGGAUUUUGGUCAUGCCCUGUUGCCGGGUGAAGGUGCUGCGAUGGCGGAGUAUGUGAAAGCUGGAAAACGUAUCCCGAGAAGAGGAGAGAUUGGUCUCACCAGUGACGAAAUCGCAAACUUUGAGAAGUCUGGCUACGUGAUGAGCGGAAGCAGGCAUCGUCGUAUGGAAGCUGUGCGUCUGAGAAAGGAAAACCAGAUCUACAGUGCGGAUGAAAAGAGAGCUCUGGCAUCUUUCAACCAGGAGGAGAGAAGGAAGAGAGAGAGCAAGAUUCUGUCGAGCUUCAGAGAAAUGGUGUACAGGAAAACCAAAGGCAAGGAGGAGAAGUGAACACCGCAUUUCUGCAUUUUCCUCUCAGCUUUUCUUCUGUUGGAUACAUUUAGGUUUUUGUCUUCUCGUGUGACAUGUUAUAUUUUUGGGAGGAAAAUCAUUCACUUUUAUUGGAGCUUAUGUUUUGCAGGGAGGAUUUUAAGUGUAAAAAAAUGUCAGUGAUAGUUGCUGACCUCUAAACCGUGAAGACACUUUUGUAUAUUUUCCAUCCUCUUUACCUGCUGGAACUUUGCUUUCCUUUCAAUUGUUAAUUUUAUCUUGUACAUCUUUUUUUGAGUAAUCCUGAACAGAAAAUACACUGUAAUUACCAACUUGU